Molecule: messenger RNA, 150 nt
Organism: Symbiodinium sp. CCMP2456
Lineage: Eukaryota; Dinophyceae; Suessiales; Symbiodiniaceae
Source: the annotation of a GenBank genome assembly
AUCUUCCUACCGCUGCCUCAUAUCGGCGAGCUCUUUGACUCAGGUAGCAAGUCGCCUCUUCCGCUUCUGCGCCGAGCGCUGGGCGGGAGGCGCCUGCACUGCCGUGGAAGGAGCAUCGGAUCGUCUGGGGGAGUGGUCGUUCCUCAGCAG